UGGGCGAGUAGUAGACAAAGAUGGCUCCGUCGCAAUGGCCGCUGGACAACGGCAGCAUUAGCUCCCCCGCGCUGCGCUGCGGCUCCAAGAACGUGGCCUCGUGCCUGCGCCGCGUGCAGUGCAGCGCCGUGCUCUUCGCGGUCCGCGUCUCGAAGCGCCCGCGGCUGCUGCGCCUGCUCGCGGUCCUCGUCGCGCUAGGCCUCGGCGUCGCGUAUUGGUACCACAAGUACUUCAACAUCAAGCCCGUCUUCCGGAGCGACAUGGACACCACGAUGACGACGGUCCCGCACUUCAACGCGGACCAGAUCCACACGCGCUGGACCGACGAGUCGUUCGAGUGCAUUGGGUGGCACGAGACCGACACGUGCGAGCCCGAGAACACGUACCCGCGGCGCGAGCUCGAAAAGAUGCGGUCGUGCUCCGAUAUGGUCGAGCGGCGCAAGGCCGGCUACUGCGAAGUGCGCAACCGCACGAGCGGCGAGACGCUGCGCCUCAUGGUCACGUCGUGCCGCAGCAUCGUCAACCGCGACUUUACGUGCGAUAUGGCCCGGGACUUUUCCGAGUUUUCGCUCCUCGCCAAGCACUACCAGCACUCGCCGAUGGCCACGUCGUUGACGCUGCCGACCGCGCAGCAGCACCCGCCGACGAAUGCGAUCUUGAUGAUUGUCUACGACAAGGUGCUCCCGUCGGCGUACGCAGCGAUCCGCGUUUUGCGCGACCACGGCUGCCAGAUCCCGAUCGAAAUGUGGUACCGUCCCGACGAAAUGUCGGCCGACGUGCCCCUCAUCCACGAGCUCACGCGCAACUACAACGUGCACAUGCGCGAGAUCUUUGACGAGCGCGCGCGGGGCUUCCACACCAAGCCGCACGCGGUCUACUACAGCGCGUACGACAACAUUUUGCUCUUGGACGCCGACAACAUUCCGGUGCGCGACCCGAGUUACCUCUUUGAGGACGCGACGUUUCUGCGGGAAGGCGCGUUGUUUUGGCCCGACUAUUGGCAGCCGACCAACUCGCUCUUUGACGUGCACAGCCACUCGCUCGUGUGGCAGCUCCUCGGCAUGGACUUCUGGGACCAAUUUGAGCAAGAGUCCGGCCAAGUGCUCAUCAACCGCCGCAUGGCCAAGGACGCGCUCAACAAGCUCAUGUACUACUCAACGCACGAGCCGCACCUCAUCGACAAGCUGUCGCUGGUCUGGGGCGACAAGGAUCUCUUCCGCCUCGCGUGGCGCAACACGUCGACGCCCUACCACAUGAUUGCGCGCCCACCGGCCAUCGGCGGCAUCUACAGCUACGCGAAGCGCAUCUUUUGCGGCCUCGCCAUGGUGCAGUACGACCCGUCGGGCAACAUCAUUUUCUUCCAUCGCAACUCGGUCAAGCUCGACGGGUCGGCGCACCAGCCGCACACGAUCACGCACAUCCAGCAGUACCGGGCGUCCCACCCCGUCUCGGACUACCGCGUCGGCCAGAUCAUCGCCGAGCUCAACCAAGAGAGCUGCUACCACAUUCGCUCCAACACGACGAUCGACGGCGAGUUUCCGACGUUCAUCACGCCGAUCGAGUACACGCCGUACGCUGCGAUCGAGCCGGCAGCGAUCAAGUACUCGAUCAUGGGCCGGAAGCUCCACGAAGCCGGCAUGGCGCAUCGGCGCGUGGGCGAGUCGCUCGUGUACCUCGGCGUCAUUGGCGCCGUCGUGCUCGUCUAUUGGCAGUACGCCAAGCGCGCGCAGGGCAAGCACCUCCCCGCGCGAUGGAAGUCGUACUAGCAAGUAUUUCUCAGUAGAGUAAGAAGUAGAGUAAGAUGAUGAAAAAGAGAAUUGCAUGCGUCG
Messenger RNA from Saprolegnia parasitica CBS 223.65, 1829 nucleotides. RefSeq lists its product as hypothetical. The transcript has 2 exons. Gene Ontology annotation, cellular component: Golgi apparatus. Gene Ontology annotation, biological process: mannan biosynthetic process. Gene Ontology annotation, molecular function: alpha-1,2-mannosyltransferase activity. Lineage: Eukaryota; Oomycota; Saprolegniomycetes; Saprolegniales; Saprolegniaceae. The coding region runs from base 21 to 1766 and encodes 581 amino acids. The record is from RefSeq and is a predicted model, not a curated record.